Vigna umbellata (rice bean) is the source of this 3987-nucleotide messenger RNA. Lineage: Eukaryota; Viridiplantae; Streptophyta; Magnoliopsida; Fabales; Fabaceae. The record is from RefSeq and is a predicted model, not a curated record.
UUUACAGUAAGUUAAAUUCCCACACUCUCCAAUUUCAAAAUUUUCGUCUCAUGCUCCUCUUCCAUUUCUUCAAUGGAAUCUUCCACCAUGAUCAACCUCAAUUCCAAUCACAAGAGACCCUUCGCGCCCGAUUUUUCUUCAUCUUCUUCUUUCGACAAUAACCCCAAAACUAUCUCACUCUUUGUAAGAAACUUUGAUGUCGCUCUCCUUUCAUCCACCCAAAACGGCGCCGUUUCGCCUUGCGACUUCAUGCGCCUCCGCGCGGACCGCCCGUACUCGAUCGGGCGCAGUCCUCGCGACUGCAGCUUCGUAUUCCGCGAUCGGCGAGUGAGCAAGCGCCACUGCCAACUCCUCUUUGAUUAUUCCCUCCGCAAACUCUACAUCCUCAACGGCGUUCUUUUGACCGACGACUGCACCGCCGCGUGGCGCCUUGUCCACGAGUUCAGAAUAAGGGCGAGGACGUCGUCUCACGAAAACAACGAUUGCUUCGUGCUUCGUAAAGCUUCCAACGGGGUUUUCGUGAACGGCGUUGAGUUGGAGAAGGGAACGGCGGUGGAAUUAUCGGUUGGAGAUAGGGUUUCGCUGGUUUGUGGGAGCCAGAACGGUUCGUGUGGGGUUGGGAACGGAGUUGGGUUUGUUGUUGAGAGAAUUGAUUUCGAUGGGUGUGAUAGUGAGAUUGAUGGGUUGAAAACAUUCUCGGAGCACUCGCAGAGUGGGAAGAGGAGUAAGAGGGUUUUUGCACUGAAGGCUAAUGUUUCAAGGUAUGAGGGAGUUGUUGGGAGAGGAAGGUUUCUUCUCGAUAGGUGCAGAGAUAUAUUGCUUAGUAGUGAUCCUGUGUUGUGUGUUGUGCGUGAUGGAUCUGUAUGUGCCCCUUGCAAUGCUGAAGUGCAGUCAAGUUUGGGAUUAUUUGGUGAAAGUAAAAGGAUGGAUUUGGAUGCAAAAGUUGGAGUUGAUGUUGCUGAUAAGGUUCCUAAGACAAAGGUGGUGUUAGAUUGCGCAGGGAAGGAGAAUCUUGAUCAUUCUUCUAUUGGGGGUGACUGUCUGGGAAAGCUUGGCAGUGGCAACGACAAUGUUUAUCCCCAGCCUGGCAAGAAUUUUUACCUGAACCGCCUUGAAUUUAUGAACCAUGGCUCCUCGGCGUGUCAUCGGUCGAUAUCUCUUCCUGAACUUAUUCAUCCUUUGGAAAACAUUUCGAGGAUAUUUAUAGCAACGUUUACAAGUGACAUAAAAUGGUUCUUGGCAUAUUGCAAGAUUCCUUUUUACCUUCCAGUUACGAUUGCAUGCCAGAAUACCGAGAGAUGUUGGAGUUCAAAACCCGAGGACAGAGUAUCUGUGCCUUACCAGGAUUAUCCUAACCUUGUUGUAGUGUAUCCCCAAUUCCCUGAAACCAUAGCAUUUGGUAAUGACCGCAAGAGACAAGGGAUUGCUUGCCAUCACCCAAAGUUGAUUGUUUUACAAAGAAAAGAUAGCAUUCGAAUUGUUAUCACAUCUGCUAAUUUGGUGGAAAAGCAGUGGAACAGUGUGACUAACACUAUAUGGUGGCAAGAUUUCCCUCAUGCUACUUCUGUUGAUUUUUCAUCGCUUUUCCCAAAAAUUGGCAAUGCUGAAAUUCAUCAGUCAAAAUGUGAUUUUGCUGCUCAGUUGGCUGGGUUUAUGGCAUCUCUUGUUAUUGAUGUACCCAGUCAGGCUCACUGGAUUACACAGCUGACAAAAUAUGACUUUGGAGGUGCUACAGGACAUCUUGUUGCUUCAGUACCUGGAAUUCACUUUUAUAGAACUUCUGUUUUGUCAGAAUCUUUUCAGGCCUCUCCUGUUGCAAGUACUCAAUUUCUCGGUUCAGUUGUGGCAUCCGUGGUUGGUUUGAGCCAUUUUUUCCGCACUGUAGCGGACUCAAACAGUGCUAGACUAAAAUCAUUGGCUUCAUUCCUUGGAAAGUCUUGUAAGAAUGCUCACGGGAAGUUGGAGAUUGUUUUAAGAAGAAAGCCCAUUGCGUCUGUUGAUGAAAAUGCUGUUAUUGUUCUUGUUCCCAAUCCUGAUCGAUCUUUUGAGGGAGACUGCGUUCAACUUGGUUUUCUGCCUAGAGAUGUUGCAAACUGGGUUUCUUCUCUUUGGGAUGCCGGAUUCUUCACGUUUUCUGGAUAUGUUUGUGCAAAAGAGGCACUUGCUGCUGCCAUGGGAGAAACCUCUAAGAAAGUUCAAUUAGUACUAAAUGUCUCAGAGGGGCAUCAUUUUAAAGAUAUGUCAAAUAUGAUGCAAUCCGAACAUAUUGUGUCCUUUUGCUCACUCAUUGCUUCGAUUGAAAGAUGUUAUGGCCUUUGGAGACUACAAGAGGUUCUAAAUCGAUACAAAUGGCCCGAAUCAUUAAAGUCUGAAAUUAUUUGCAGUGCAUCUUCUAUUGGUUCAUCUGUCAAUUCAAAAUUUCUUGCUGCUUUCUCGUCUGCUGUUGGGAAAAAAUCAUUGCAACAUUUUGACUCUGAAGAGUCUGAUCCCGAAUGGGGCUGCUGGAGUGCUAGUGAAGAACUGAAGAAUCCUUCUGUUAGAAUUCUAUUCCCCACUAUUGAAAGAGUGAAGAAUGCUUAUAAUGGGAUUUUGCCUUCAAGAUAUAUACUUUGCUUCACAGAGAAAACUUGGCAAAGGUUGAAGACUUUAGAUAUACUUCAUGAUGCUAUCCCCCAUCCGCAUGAACGAAUAGGGCAUCCAAUGCAUGUCAAGGUGGUGCGUAGAUGCUUCUGGUCUGGGAGGGGUGCACCUUCCGUUGGUUGGGUAUACUGUGGGUCCCAUAAUUUUAGUGCUGCUGCCUGGGGGCGACAGAUUUCAAAUCCAUUUAGGAUAAAGGCUGAUGGACCUAAAAAGGAGGACCCUUCUGUGAAUUGUGGGCUUCACAUUUGCAAUUAUGAACUUGGGAUUAUAUUUACUUUUCCUCCUACAGAAAAUAAUGGUCGUCCUAAAGUUAAAAGCACAGAAUUAGAUGAUAUAAUUCUGCCGUUUGUUGUGCCUGCUCCUAAAUAUGGAUCUAGUGAUCGGCCUGCUACAAAGCAGGAUAUGAAGGAGGUUAUGGUUGAACUUGCUGAGCGAGAGAACGAGAAACGUACAGAAGAAGAAAUGAUGGAAGAGCUUGAUGAUGAAGAGGAAUUUGUCGAGCUUCCAGAAGAACUGGAAGCAACCAAUUAUGUUGAACAGGAAAAGGAAGAGGAGAAGGAAUAUGCUGAUAUACUCUGGAGUCAGGUCGAUUCAUAGUAGUUGAACUUCUGCAAGGAGCUACAUCAGGAGCAAGAAGCAGUGAUUAUGGAACUGUCAAUAAGAGCAUUUUAUACAAGAUCUUUUAAGGUAAAAAAUUGAUUAUAAAAAAACAUGUGGACUAUUUUUGACUUGUAGUUCUGACUUUGGGUCGUAAAAUGCAGGCGAACUUGGAUAUUAAUAGUAGCAGAUAUUCAACUUGCAAAGAGCGAAGCCGUUGAACUUUCUUGAGAAAGUGAUUAGGAAAACUCAUCCUAGGUUGAUUAAGUUUGGAGUAGAAAGUGGUAUUUAGGAUCCCUUACACCACUUUAUAGCCUCAGGUCCCUUUCUUAGGUGGUGGAUCCAACUUAAUGCGGGUUUCUUAAUUAAAGAUGGAAGAUAGAUUGAUGGAGCAACUAUAUCAUUUCUUAUAGUUCUAAGGAUUCAAGUAAAGGAUUUGAAAGUGGUGGCCAAUCUUCACGCAAUAACUUCACCAAUGAAAUAAUCCCAAGAAAAUUGAAGACAUGGCCCCCAGUCAUAAUUAGAUAAAAAUUGAAGGCAUGGCAGCAGAGAAAUUCAGCUGCAGAGAUCCAAAUUCACUGUAACCAUUCUUUUCCCCGUUUGAUACUCUAUGUAACCAUUCUUUGGCAGUAUUUAUUCCCUAUUUUUUAUUUGUUAACUAGAUAGGAAUAUAUGCUCCAAUCACGAGGGAAUAAACAUGUAUAUGAUUACUACUGUUAUUUGGUAGGUGUAAGCGUAAUUAAUUUCUCA